This is a messenger RNA of Miscanthus lutarioriparius, 1719 nucleotides long. Lineage: Eukaryota; Viridiplantae; Streptophyta; Magnoliopsida; Poales; Poaceae. The record is from the annotation of a GenBank genome assembly.
AUGCUGGCAAAUAAAAGGGACGGAGGUGAUCUUGCAGGAAGCUCAAAUGCGAAUAAAAGAACCAGGUCAUUUCUUUCAGGUGAUGACUUGUAUUGGUAUGCUAAUAAAGGCAUCUGGAGUGAACUGGGUGAAAAACGUGCUUUAAAGUUGUCAAAAAGUGUUGUCUCGCUUGCUUUAUCUGAUGGCCACACAGUGCUAUUUUCAUUCUCAGGCAUAGUUGUAGAAGAACUGAGGUGUGGUUAUAGGUUUCUGACUUCAGCAAGUUUGAUUAGAGCUUUAAAAGAACAUGAUGACCUGAAGAUUGAAGUGCGUCAUGAACAAAAUGUUGUCAUUGGAUUUCUGGAGGAAUAUGAUUUAGAUCAUGAAAUUGCUGUUGUCAAAAUCACAUCAUCCCUUAAUCUUAAUGCUGUGUUUCUCCAUAAUGUGUCCCACUAUCAACCCUAUAACGAUGUAGUAUCUCUAGGGCGUGACAUCUCUGGUAAGUUGUUGGCCACAACUGGGAAGCUGACUCCUAUUUCAAGCGGAUCAGAUCGUCGAUAUCUUAUGUUCUCUUCCUGUAAAUUAUCUGAGUUUAUGGAAGGGGGACCACUUUUUGAUUGUCAUGGGGCCUUCGUUGGCAUGAACCUUGUUCCGAGUAUGGAGAAAUCCUUUUUCUUGCCGGUGCAUUUGAUUUCCGAACGGUUGAAGCAUUUUGAGACAACUGAGGAAAGGGCUGUAUUUCUGGCACGGGUAAAUGAAUUGAAACCGGAGAGGGUUGGAGGAACACCCACAGAUAUACCGGACUCCCAUCCUAAAGUUGCUCCCGACAAGGAUCAUUAUCGGUAUCUUGAAGUUUUGGGUUAUCCCAGGCCAACUAAAAGUGGCAUGACUUUGGUUAAUACUUUUGAAGAGCCUUUUGGUGAUAUAUAUCAUCAUGGUGUCUGGAAGCAACUCAGUAGAGGAGUUAGUGAAAAGAUACAUCAUAGUGUUGUCACCCUCGCUUCAUUUAAGGGAGAUGAAAGAUUCUUUGCAUGCUCCGGAACUUUCAUUGACUGGGAUGGUAAAUUUCAAUAUAAUGGAUGUCAGAUUAUUCUGACUUCAGCAUGCUUGGUUAGGAAUCCUGAUUAUCCUUACGAUGAAGGAAACAAGAUUGUUGAUGGCUUGAGGAUUAAAGUGUCAAUACCAGGCAAGAAACGGAGAAAAGGGACCUUAAUACAUUGUAAUCUACAUUAUAAUGUGGCUCUAGUCAGUGUCAAGACAUCCAGUGCUGUCUCUCUUCCAGUUGUUAGACAUGCUAGGGAAAAUCUGUGUUCUAAGUUAGUAGUUGCUGUGGGGCGUUGCUUCAAAUCAGGUGAUUUAAUGGCUUCAAGUGGAGAACUGGCUCCCCACUGGUCUGGUCCUUUUGAUUUCAAAAGGCUUCUAUACUCUACAUGUAGAAUCAAAAAGGCUGGGAUUGGAGGGCCCCUUGUUGAUGCUGAAGGGAACUAUAUUGGCAUGAACUUCUAUGACCAAAAAGUGGGCAACCCGGUCCUGUUUUGUGAUGAUAUUGUUGAUAUCCUGGAUCGUUUUAAGAAAGGGACUGCUGCUGAACUUGACAAUGACCUGACUCGGUGGCCAGUGCCUUGGCCGAAAUGGCUUCGUCCAGGUGAUCGGAAUGGUCUUAUGGAAUGGGAACAGAGAAUCAUUGACAGUGGAUGCCCAUAUAACUACUCAGGUGGAGAUAUAUUUAUCGUGAAGUAG